CGCGUUGACCUGUCAGCGGUGCAGAGACUGAACACCUGCGCGCGAGCUUCAUCACAGUGACAGACGAGAUUCAAACACGUAUUCCUCUGGGGGAAAAGUGGCUAAUUGAUUGACACAUGGAGCUCAUCGGAUCCACCCAGAUGGCCACUUACACUCGGCCAAAAACCAGCCACUUCCUGCCAGCCAUUUCCACCACAGCGUCCAGCUACAGAAGCCACCAGCCACCAGUGAGCCUCAACCAGAACUCCAACAUGCCCUGGAGGACCAACUCUUAUUACAGAAGCGGCAGCGCUAUCCCGACCAUAUCAGCCCUCCAAAGAGACAACCUUGAGUUAGUCCGGGCCAAAACCAUGUUCUACCCCUCGAACAGGAUGGCUCUCAGCACACGCUACAUGCCGGACGACUGGUACAAAUCCAAUCAGAGUAACUACAGGGAGUCCGAGUCAUCCCGCAACAGUGCUGAGAGGCUUCGGCGGGACACAAUUCGCCUCAUUCAGGAUAAGGAGCAGCUGACCCGCAGAACUCAGGACACCACCAGCAAGAACAUCGGAGAGAGGCUGAACGACAUCAGCUUCUGGAGGUCUGAGAUCAACCAUGAGAUUGACAACAUGGUGACUGAGAUUUCAGCACUGUCGGAUGUGAAAAGGAGGCUUGAAAGAGCUCUAGCUGAGACCGAAGGGCCACUGCAGGUGGCUCAGGAAUGUUUGUUCCACAGGGAGAAGCGGAUGUCUAUUGAUCUGGUUCACGAUGAUGUAGAGAUAGAUUUGAUUAAGGAAGUGGAGGUCAUUAAAUCAUGUCAGGAGAGAAUGAGGCGACAUUUAGAGCGAGCUGUUGCUCAACUAGCGGCGAAUCGUGCAGCACAGCACGAGCUGGAGAGAGAUUUGAGUGACAAAGUCACAGCUCAGAGAAUUGACGACCGAUGUCACCAUCUCCGAAACACCUCUGACGGGAUCAGCUACUACAGAGGGAUCGAUCGCCUCGACCCAUCUAUCAGUCUUCCAGACUCCUGGUCGAAGUUCACUGAUGACAACAUCCUACAUUCUCAGAGUGAACGCGCUGCUUCUCACAAACUUCGCGAUGAGAUUGAGAUUCUGCUAAAUGCCACAUCAAACGAGAUGUGGAAUCAGUUUAACAGUGUAAACGUGUCCUUUACCAACCGCAUCUCUGAGACAGCAGACACCAAGAACAAUUUGCAGACUCACCUGGCUAAGACUCUUCAGGAAAUUUACCAGACCGAGAUGCUGAUUGAAGCUCUGAAAAAGGCAAUGCGAGACAAAGAGAACCCACUAAAAGUUGCCCAAACCCGUCUGGAAGAGAGAACUCGUCGUCCCAAUGUUGAACUGUGCAGAGACAAUCCUCACCACAGGUUGAUCACAGAGGUGAGGGAGAUUGAAGACACUAUUCACAAACUGAGAGAACGACUGAUGGAGGCUGAAAACACCCUUCAGACCCUGGUGAAGACCAAAAUUACUCUAGAGCAUGAUCUGUCCAUCAAGGCCAACUCUCUGUUCCUGGAUCAGGAGAAGUGCAUGAGCAUGAGGAAGAGUUUUCCCAGCACUCCUCGCCUAGUCGGGUUCACAUAGACCUUCCAGAACAUCCAGAAGCUGCUGAAACACAAGCUUGAUUGUUUCUUUUUAGUAGUCUUAAUUUAAAUGAAUUGACAUUAUUGUUUCUCUUGGCUUUGUGUUUUAGGUUAAGCACACUAUAAUGGUUGUAACUGAUUGUUCAUUCACUGUAUUAAAAAA
This is a messenger RNA of Danio aesculapii, 1745 nucleotides long. RefSeq names its product tektin 3 (gene tekt3). Gene Ontology annotation, biological process: cilium assembly; cilium movement involved in cell motility. Lineage: Eukaryota; Metazoa; Chordata; Actinopteri; Cypriniformes; Danionidae. The record is from RefSeq and is a predicted model, not a curated record. The transcript is spliced from 8 exons. The coding region runs from base 117 to 1583 and encodes 488 amino acids. Gene Ontology annotation, cellular component: sperm flagellum; microtubule cytoskeleton; nucleus.